AUGGGAAAUUAUAAAUCUAGACCAACCCAAACUUGCACUGAUGAAUGGAAGAAGAAAGUCAGUGAAUCUUAUGUUAUUAUAAUAGAAAGAUUAGAAGAUGACCUUCAAGUCGAAGAAAAAGAACUUGCAGAACUAAGGCACAUAUUUAGCUCCGAUGAUGCCUUCAGUAAAGUCAACUUAAAUUACCGCACAGAAAAUGGGCUGUCUCUACUUCAUUUAUGCUGCAUUUGUGGAGGCAACAAGUCACAUAUUAGAACCCUUAUGUUAAAAGGGCUUCGUCCAUCUCGACUGACAAGAAACGGAUUUACAGCCUUGCACUUGGCAGUUUACAAGGACAGUGCAGAAUUGAUCACUUCCCUGCUUCACAGUGGAGCUGACAUACAGCAGGUUGGGUAUGGUGGCCUCACUGCCCUACAUAUUGCUACAAUUGCUGGUCACCUGGAGGUUGCUGAUGUCCUGCUGCAACAUGGCGCAAAUGUCAAUGUUCAAGAUGCAGUUUUUUUCACUCCAUUGCACAUUGCAGCAUACUAUGGACAUGAACAGGUAACCCGCCUUCUUUUGAAAUUUGGUGCUGAUGUAAAUGUAAGUGGUGAAGUUGGAGAUAGGCCCCUCCACCUUGCAUCUGCAAAAGGAUUCUUUAAUAUUGCAAAACUCUUGAUGGAAGAAGGCAGCAAAGCAGAUGUGAAUGCUCAGGACAAUGAAGACCAUGUCCCACUGCACUUCUGUUCUCGUUUUGGACACCAUGACAUAGUGAAGUACCUGCUCCAGAGCGAUAUCGAGGUUCAGCCGCACGUUGUUAAUAUCUAUGGCGAUACCCCUUUGCACCUGGCAUGCUACAAUGGCAAAUUUGAAGUCGCCAAGGAAAUCAUCCAAAUAUCGGGGAUAGAAAGUCUGACUAAAGAAAACAUCUUCAGUGAAACACCUUUUCACAGUGCUUGUACCUAUGGUAAGAGCAUUGACCUGGUUAAAUUUCUUCUUGACCAGAAUGUUAUAAGCAUCAACCACCAAGGAAGAGAUGGGCACACAGGAUUGCACUCUGCUUGCUACCAUGGUCACAUUCGCCUGGUUCAGUUCUUACUGGAUAAUGGAGCUGAUAUGAAUCUGGUAGCUUGUGAUCCCAGCAGGUCUAGUGGUGAAAAAGAUGAGCAGACCUGUUUGAUGUGGGCUUAUGAAAAAGGACAUGAUCCGAUUGUCACACUCCUGAAGCAUUAUAAGAGACCGCAGGAUGAAUUGCCCUGUAAUGAAUAUUCUCAGCCUGGAGGAGAUGGCUCCUAUGUGUCUCUUCCAUCUCCCUUGGGGAAGAUUAAAAGCAUGACAAAAGAGAAGGCAGAUGUCCUCCUCCUAAGGGCUGGAUUACCCUCACAUUUCCAUCUUCAACUCUCAGAAAUUGAGUUCCAUGAGAUUAUCGGCUCAGGUUCUUUUGGGAAAGUAUAUAAAGGACGGUGCAGAAAUAAAAUAGUGGCUAUAAAACGUUACCGAGCCAACACCUACUGCUCCAAAUCAGACGUGGAUAUGUUUUGCCGAGAGGUAUCCAUUCUCUGCCGGCUCAAUCAUCCAUGUGUAAUUCAAUUUGUGGGUGCUUGCUUGAAUGAUCCCAGCCAGUUCGCCAUUGUCACCCAGUACAUAUCAGGGGGUUCUCUAUUCUCCCUCCUUCACGAACAGAAGAGGAUUCUUGAUUUGCAGUCUAAAUUAAUUAUUGCAGUAGAUGUUGCCAAAGGUAUGGAGUACCUUCACAACCUGACACAGCCAAUUAUACACCGUGACUUAAACAGUCACAAUAUUCUUCUCUGUGAGGACGGGCAUGCAGUGGUGGCAGAUUUUGGAGAAUCAAGAUUUCUACAGUCUCUGGAUGAAGACAACAUGACAAAACAACCUGGGAACCUCCGCUGGAUGGCCCCUGAGGUGUUCACGCAGUGCACACGUUAUACCAUCAAAGCUGACGUCUUCAGCUAUGCUCUGUGUCUCUGGGAACUUCUCACUGGUGAAAUCCCAUUUGCUCAUCUCAAGCCAGCGGCUGCCGCAGCAGACAUGGCUUACCACCAUAUCAGACCUCCCAUUGGCUAUUCCAUUCCCAAGCCCAUAUCAUCUCUGCUGAUGCGAGGGUGGAAUGCAUGUCCUGAAGGAAGACCCGAAUUUUCUGAAGUUGUUACCAAGUUAGAAGAGUGUCUCUGCAACAUUGAGCUGAUGUCUCCCACAUCAAGUAACAGCAGUGGGUCUCUGUCACCUUCCUCUUCUUCUGACUGCCUGGUGAGCCGUGGAGGGCCUGGCCGGAGCCAUGUGGCAGCUUUACGAAGUCGUUUUGAGUUGGAAUAUGCUCUAAAUGCAAGGUCCUAUGCUGCCUGGUCCCAAAGUGCUGGACAGUGUUCUUCUCAAGGCCUGUCUUUGGAGGAGAUGAAGAGGGGUCUUCAAUUAUCACCCAUUGACAAAUAUGGCUACGUGUCCGAUCCCAUGAGCCCGAUGCAUUUCCAUUCUGGCCGGAAUAGUGGCAGCUUUGAGGACAGCGGCUGA
Puma concolor (puma) is the source of this 2508-nucleotide messenger RNA. It is a transcript of the gene TNNI3K, whose product is annotated as TNNI3 interacting kinase. The record is from RefSeq and is a predicted model, not a curated record. Lineage: Eukaryota; Metazoa; Chordata; Mammalia; Carnivora; Felidae. Gene Ontology annotation, molecular function: protein kinase activity; protein binding; ATP binding. Gene Ontology annotation, biological process: protein phosphorylation.